This is a messenger RNA of Lontra canadensis (Northern American river otter), 3481 nucleotides long. It is a transcript of the gene DAAM2, whose product is annotated as dishevelled associated activator of morphogenesis 2. The transcript has 26 exons. Gene Ontology annotation, molecular function: actin binding; small GTPase binding. The coding region runs from base 141 to 3371 and encodes 1076 amino acids. The record is from RefSeq and is a predicted model, not a curated record. Gene Ontology annotation, biological process: actin cytoskeleton organization; regulation of non-canonical Wnt signaling pathway; positive regulation of canonical Wnt signaling pathway. Lineage: Eukaryota; Metazoa; Chordata; Mammalia; Carnivora; Mustelidae.
CGGCGGCCGGCGGCGGCGGCAGCGGCGGCGCGGCGGCUUCGGGGCUGCGGGGAGCGGCGGCCGCGCCAUGGGGUCCUCGGAAUCACAAUGAGGACCUAGGGCAUUGGCCUGUUGACUAUCCCCCCUGGCCUGGAGUGACCAUGGCCCCCCGCAAGAGGAGCCGCCAUGGCCUGAGCUUCUUGUGCUGCUUUGGGGGCAGCAGCCUCCCUGAGAUCAACCUCCGGGACAACCACCCUCUGCAGUAUAUGGAGUUUUCAAGUCCUAUCCCGAACCCAGAGGAGCUCAACGUCCGCUUCGCAGAGCUGGUGGAUGAAUUGGAUCUCACCGACAAGAACCGAGAGGCUGUGUUUGCACUGCCUCCGGAGAAGAAAUGGCAGAUCUACUGCAGCAAGAAGAAGGAGCAGGAGGACCCCAACAAAUUGGCGACCAGCUGGCCUGACUAUUACAUUGACCGCAUCAACUCUAUGGCGGCGAUGCAGAGUCUGUAUGCCUUUGAUGAGGAAGAGACGGAGAUGAGGAACCAAAUUGUGGAAGACCUGAAGACAGCUCUCCGGACACAACCCAUGAGGUUCGUGACUCGCUUCAUUGAGCUGGAGGGUUUGACCUGUCUGCUGAAUUUCCUCCGGAGCAUGGACCACGCCACCUGUGAAAGUCGUAUCCACACCUCCCUCAUCGGUUGCAUCAAGGCUCUUAUGAACAACUCCCAGGGGCGGGCGCAUGUGCUGGCGCAGCCAGAGGCCAUCAGCACCAUUGCGCAGAGUCUGCGCACAGAGAACAGCAAGACCAAGGUGGCCGUGCUGGAGAUCCUGGGUGCUGUGUGCUUGGUUCCUGGCGGCCACAAGAAGGUGCUGCAGGCCAUGCUCCACUACCAGGUGUACGCAGCUGAGCGGACCCGCUUUCAGACACUGCUGAAUGAGCUAGACCGAAGUUUGGGCCGGUACCGGGAUGAAGUGAAUCUGAAAACAGCUAUCAUGUCCUUCAUCAAUGCUGUCCUCAAUGCUGGAGCUGGAGAGGAUAAUCUGGAGUUCCGCCUUCAUCUACGGUAUGAGUUCCUGAUGCUGGGGAUCCAACCUGUGAUUGACAAACUCCGGCAGCAUGAGAAUGCCAUCCUGGACAAGCAUUUAGACUUCUUUGAGAUGGUGCGGAAUGAGGAUGACUUGGAGCUAGCCAGGAGGUUUGACAUGGUCCACAUUGAUACCAAGAGUGCUUCCCAGAUGUUUGAGCUGAUCCACAAGAAGCUAAAGCACACUGAGGCCUACCCCUGCUUGCUGUCUGUUUUACACCACUGUCUGCAGAUGCCCUACAAGCGGAACGGUGGCUACUUCCAGCAGUGGCAGCUCCUGGACCGAAUCCUUCAGCAGAUUGUCCUCCAGGAUGAGAGGGGUGUGGACCCUGACCUGGCUCCCCUGGAGAACUUCAACGUCAAGAACAUUGUCAACAUGCUCAUCAAUGAGAAUGAGGUGAAACAAUGGCGAGACCAGGCAGAGAAGUUCCGGAAAGAACACAUGGAGCUGGUGAGCAAGCUGGAGAGGAAGGAGCGAGAAUGUGAGACAAAAACAUUAGAGAAGGAAGAGAUGAUGCGGACACUGAACAAGAUGAAGGACAAGCUGGCUCGAGAGUCCCAGGAGCUGCGCCAGGCUCGAGGACAAGUGGCAGAGCUGGUAGCCCAACUCAGUGAAAUCUCAACAGGACCAGUAUCUUCCCCGCCUCCCCCUGGGGGCCCACUUACCUUGUCUUCCUCAAUGACAACCAAUGACCUGCCUCCACCUCCGCCCCCUCUCCCAUUUGCCUGCUGUCCCCCACCUCCACCACCACCUCUUCCACCUGGUGGGCCUCCCACUCCUCCUGGUGCCCCACCAUGCUUCAGCAUGGGCCUGCCUCUCCCUCCAGACCCCUGCCCCAGCAGUGAUAUCCCACUCAGGAAGAAGUGUGUUCCCCAGCCUUCCCAUCCACUGAAGUCCUUCAACUGGGUCAAGCUGAAUGAGGCACGUGUCCCUGGCACCGUAUGGAAUGAGAUUGAUGACAUGCAGGUAUUUCGGAUUCUGGACCUAGAGGACUUUGAAAAAAUGUUUUCAGCUUAUCAGAGGCACCAGGAGCUGAUAACUAAUCCUUCUCCACAGAAAGAGCUGGGCUCCACAGAGGACAUCUACCUGGCCUCCCGCAAAGUCAAAGAGCUGUCUGUCAUUGACGGCCGAAGGGCACAGAACUGCAUCAUCCUUCUCUCCAAGUUGAAGCUUUCUAAUGAGGAGAUCCGGCAGGCCAUCUUGAAGAUGGAUGAACAGGAGGACCUCGCUAAGGACAUGCUGGAGCAGCUCCUCAAGUUCAUUCCAGAGAAAAGCGACAUCGACCUCCUCGAGGAGCACAAGCAUGAGAUAGAGCGGAUGGCCCGCGCUGACCGCUUCCUCUAUGAAAUGAGCAGGAUCGACCACUAUCAGCAGCGACUGCAGGCCCUGUUCUUCAAGAAGAAGUUCCAGGAGCGACUGGCUGAGGCAAAGCCUAAAGUGGAAGCCAUCCUGCUGGCCUCCCGGGAGCUGAUCCGCAGCAAGCGUCUAAGGCAGAUGCUUGAGGUCGUCUUGGCCAUCGGCAACUUCAUGAACAAAGGGCAGCGUGGGGGAGCCUAUGGGUUCCGGGUGGCCAGCCUCAACAAGAUUGCAGAUACCAAGUCCAGCAUUGACAGAAACAUCUCUCUGCUCCAUUACCUGAUCAUGAUCCUGGAGAAGCACUUCCCUGACAUCCUGAACAUGCCCUUGGAGCUACAGCAUCUUCCAGAAGCCGCCAAAGUCAACCUGGCAGAGCUGGAGAAGGAGGUGGGCAACCUCAGGAGGGGCCUCCGAGCAGUUGAGGUGGAGCUGGAAUACCAGAAGCGCCAGGCACGGGAACCAAAUGACAAGUUUGUCCCAGUCAUGAGUGACUUCAUCACCGUCUCCAGCUUUAGCUUCUCAGAGCUGGAAGACCAGCUGAAUGAGGCCAGGGACAAGUUCUCCAAGGCCCUGAUGCACUUUGGGGAGCAGGACAGCAAGAUGCAGCCAGACGAAUUCUUUGGAAUCUUCGACACCUUCCUGCAGGCCUUCUCGGAGGCCCGGCAGGACCUGGAGGCCAUGAGGAGGAGGAAAGAGGAGGAGGAACGGCGGGCACGCAUGGAAGCCAUGCUGAAGGAGCAGCGGGAGCGGGAGCGGUGGCAGAGGCAGCGGAAGGCCCGUGCGGGCAGCGCGCUGGAGGAAGGUGGCGAGUUCGAUGACCUGGUGUCAGCGCUGCGCUCCGGGGAAGUGUUUGACAAGGACUUAUGCAAGUUAAAACGCAGCCGCAAGAGGUCGGGGAGCCAGGCCCUGGAAGUCACCCGGGAACGGGCAAUAAGCAGGCUAAAUUAUUGACCUGGGGACUGGCCGCAGCAUGAGGCAGGAGACGGGGUGGGCCAAGGGGCUGAGCGGAGACGGCCGGGAUCCUUAGACAAUGUGGUGCUCGGUUUAAACGAGCCCUGGGC